Messenger RNA from Frankliniella occidentalis (western flower thrips), 1711 nucleotides. RefSeq lists its product as uncharacterized. Lineage: Eukaryota; Metazoa; Arthropoda; Insecta; Thysanoptera; Thripidae. The transcript has 2 exons. The record is from RefSeq and is a predicted model, not a curated record. The coding region runs from base 150 to 1601 and encodes 483 amino acids. Gene Ontology annotation, molecular function: protein binding.
UCUUCAGUUUCGGCUCGGUCCAUGCCCUGGUCACUUCUGGUCUCGGUUCUCGGUCACACCUUCAGGACGACUCCGUCGCUACCACCUUGUUCGGUACCGUGAAUCGGGCUAUCCACCCCUCGAGAACACGAAUCUCCGCAAGAUUGAGGAUGGAGCUGACCCAAUUGCCGGACGACGCGCUGGUGAUGGCGAUGCAGUACGUGGACGUGCAGGACCUCCUCGCCCUCCGCCUCGUGUGCAAGAGGCUCGGCGGCCUGGCCCUGCACCGCGACGUUUGGCGACACCGCCGGCUGAACCAGGACGACGCCUGCGUGUGCCCAGUGCUGCGCCUGGCGCCGUGCCUCGACACGCUGGAGGCCGCGUUCCCCUCAAGAGGCUGUUUCUUGGCCUACACCAUGACCAGCUGCGCCUUCGCGGGGAUGGAGCUGCUUCUAGACAACUCCAUGGACGCCAUGCUCGCCGCCAUGGCGCUCUGCAGACAGCAGCCGCUCGGCCGGCUGAGGCGCCUUGAAAUCAGUUUUGCGGAUUCUAAUUUUCGUAAGGGUGAGAGGGCGCUUAUGGGCGCGCUAGCGUCGACAUUUGGACUCGAGGAGCUUAAAAUCAUUAACUACACUGGGUGCUCGGGGAGCACGGCCAAGGUGGUCGCCCACAGCAGCGUGCGUGUGGCGUCGUUGAAGAGGUUUACCUUUGACUUUGAACCAGAGGCAGUGCCCUUCCUCGACUGCAUUUUGAGCGUGCACGCUGCGACCCUCGAGGAGGUUGACUUCUGUGUCUACCGGUCGGUGGACACGAGCUUUAGCGCGGCUUGCACGUCCGUGGCGCCCCUCCUGGCCUGCUGCAUGAGCCUCAGGAAGCUAAGUUCCAUGCUGAUCCCCGGGCUUGGAGCCCUAGGAUCCUGUAAGGCGCUGCGCUUCCUGCACCUCACCAUACAUCCGGACAAAACUCUCGUCGCCGAGGUUGCGCAGUUCCUCCGCAGCGCUGAACAUCUGCGAGAAGUAAAGCUGACGUACCAGCCCGCCCUUCGAAGUGCCACUGACGUCGGCGGGGGCCUCGUCCUGGCGCUGGCGUCGUCGGGACGGUCCCGGCUGGAGGCGCUGUCCGUCCAGAACGACGACUCCUCUAAACAGCACUUCCCCCUGCUGGAGCCAUUGUUCGGCGCGCUACCCUCGCUGCAGCACCUGCAACGCCUCGGAAUGUCCGAAUUGACGUUGGAGGAAAGGGGCCAGGUUUUGGAGCUCAUCAGUCCCGUGACGGCGCCGGCCUUGGGGUUGUUGGAGCUGGCCUCCGACCCCAGUGGGACCUCCUGCGCGCACGCCUGGCUCCACUCUGACGUGGUCCGGGCGACCAUGAAGCGCAAUCCGCUGCUGCACGUCAAGAUCAUGGUGGACUUCAUGACAGCUAUCUACUGUACGACGAAGCACUGCAGCGCCCCGUGCGCUUCUCUGCGCUGCCACGAAGAGCUGGUGGUCUGUCGCCGCAAGCUUAAGGUUGAGGACUAUGAAGACAUCUAUCUGAUCCUAUUCUCUCAUGACCCAAGAGAUGGCUGUUCCCAAGAUCACAGAGCUGCCCGUUGCGAGUGUGUUCACAUUCCUAGAAAUUAGGACGCCAUAAUGCGAAACGAUUCUCUCGUUUCAUCUUGUUCGUUUUGAUCUCUUUCUGCUUUGCACUGCAGUUCGGCAGUUAUUAAUCGAGUUUACCAAUAAAAUAUGAA